This is a messenger RNA of Desarmillaria tabescens, 1920 nucleotides long. RefSeq lists its product as uncharacterized. The transcript has 18 exons. NCBI's taxonomy places the organism in Eukaryota, Fungi, Basidiomycota, Agaricomycetes, Agaricales, Physalacriaceae. The record is from RefSeq and is a predicted model, not a curated record. Bases 1 to 1920 code for a protein of 639 amino acids.
AUGUCUGCACUCAACGUCGUUCGCCAAGUCGCCAAGAUCACUGAAGCCGUAGUCGUCUUCAAGCUCUUCGAGCAAAGGGGAAAGAACAAGGAAAAUGCCAAGGAGCUCUGUGAGAGCAUCGCAAACACGAUCGUCGUCGUCGAUACUUUCGUUCGUAUGCACGGAGAGCCAGGAGCUUCGCAUUUUAAGGAGAUUUGUGGGGAGAUGGAAAAGUACCUUCAAGAAAUGGCGCAGUCUAUGAAUGAUGUGAAGCGCAAGCACCGUGGCCUUAAAGGUGUCUUUAGCGUCGACGACUUCGGAGACGCUAUCCAGACUUACAGGAGGCGCGUUGACGAUCUGAAGACGGACUUUAUUAUGCAUUCAGUGGGCGACUGCCGUUUGGACGUCACGCAGAUCAUGCAUUCAGUGGGUGACUGCCGAUUGGAGGUCUCGCAGAUGCAUAGUCUGCUGAAGGAAGCGAUGGCCGAGGCUGUGGAUACUAGUGGCGCUGUGCGGCUCAGAAUCAAUAUACAAAGAACUGCGGGUGGAAGUCUCGGGUUAUGCCGUAUCCCCUUCAUGUCCGCGCAAAUGUCCCGGCUCCUCACUCCAAGUUUCUUCUCGUCUUCUUCGUUUGAUAGCACAGACCUAGAGGGAACAUUAUACAUCAAGGAGCGGUACCGAUACCUCAGGCAGCGCGACGUAACGGAGACUUUGGCAAGCUUUUCAACCGACAAGGCACUCGGUAUGGAACGGCGUCAUCGCUGGGCGACUAGGGACAACGGAGCACCCGGUCAGAAGCAUAAAACAGAGUGGGGUAGGGUCGACGGCCUGUUGAUGGCGACGGAGGGUUCAGGGACGGAAAGGAAUAUCACCACCAUGUUCCACAAUGUCGAAAAUGGGGGUGGCCUACAAACCUUGCACGCACUAAAGAUUUGCCCCGAUGUUGAUGCGGGGUGCACUGCGUCGAUCGCGGUGAGGAUUGUCAGUAGCAUCGUCAAUGUCAUGAUCCAGGAUGACAACGGCCCGAGGAUUCUUCUACAGGCGGAUUUCUCGAAGCAUUUGUCUUGUCGGCAUGAUCGAUCCGCAUUCGUCAAGCCUGUUUUAUAUCGAAAUAGUGGCGAAUCUUCACCUCAAGCAGAACGUCAACGUUGGCUGAUGCACCACAAAGCUUUAGUGGGGGAUGUACGACCGUUGCAGGAGACACUCUGGACCAUUCAGGCCCACAUAUAUACCAUGCACCAGCUAUUCUCGGUGUAUCAUCCUAACUUCAGUAACCCAGAGACCGACACCGUCCUGUUGUCACUCGAUGGUAUCCCAUCGUUCGUCUUGAGGAGGAUCACAAUACUCUUCACUUCAAACUCCUUCGCUUUCCGAAGUCCAUCCCCAUCCGCGAAAUACAAUAUCAUCCUCAGACAGCUGCUACGGAUCCUCAGUAGUCCCGCGAUCCUGGCCAGGAAGGGGUUUAAUGACCUCGAAGCUGAUGCUUGGGGACCAAGAGGUAUGCUGGACAUCGUCCGCGCAAUGAUCACUACCCCCGUCUUCCUACGAGAACCUUUCCGCGUACAUGCGAUAGCGAUGCGGGUCGGGUCGGAAGAAGAAGCUGAGCUCACGUCGAAAGCUUAUCUCUACGAGGAGUAUCACCGGAUCUCACCGAAGUCGCUGUUCAAGUUUCAACGGAGGCGGAAGGAUCAGUAUCUGAAGGGAAUGGAAUGGGACCUUGGACGGCGUUGGCGCGGAAGAUGUUCCUGGGACAUUGAUGGGUCGUUUGGAGGAGGCUUGUCGCAAGAGUUGGAGAAUAUGAGCUACGAAUCCGGCUGCGAGUACACCGAGAUACUCAAGCUUUGGUGGGAACUUUCCUUGACAAUGGCAGUCGCCUUGCUCUUCUACCUAGCUCCUACUAAAUAUGACCAAGUUCAAAUGAUAUUCUUGUGGGAUGAUUGA